AUGACUUUCAGCGAGGAGCUCAAGUCUAGGAACUUCAGUAUAUACGGACAAUGGACCGGCAUACUGUGUGUGAUCCUGUGCUUUGCCAUGGGUAUCGCCAACAUCUUCAGCCGCUUCCCCAUCAUCAUCUUCUCCAUCAUUUGCCUGGCAUAUGCACCGAUCAUCUUCUUCGUAGAAGUAGCAUUCUUGCUCAAGCUCCCCAUCUGGUCUGAGGGCUUCCGCAGCUUCUUCCGCCGUCUCCAGGAGAACUGGCCGCGCAUCAUCAUGUACCUGGUCAUGAGCAUUGUGCAGUGGAUCAGCCUGGUCGGUGGGGCCAGCAGCCUCAUUGUGCCGGCCAUUUUCCUCCUGUUCGCCGGCCUCUUCUACCUGCUUGCGGCGCUCAAGCACCAGGAGUUCCAGAGCAGCAAGAUCCUGGGUGGACAGGGUGUUGCUCAGAUGAUCAUCUAA
Lasiodiplodia theobromae is the source of this 447-nucleotide messenger RNA. Its product is annotated as Golgi apparatus membrane protein. Bases 1 to 447 code for a protein of 148 amino acids. The record is from RefSeq and is a predicted model, not a curated record. Gene Ontology annotation, cellular component: Golgi membrane. The transcript has 4 exons. NCBI's taxonomy places the organism in Eukaryota, Fungi, Ascomycota, Dothideomycetes, Botryosphaeriales, Botryosphaeriaceae. Gene Ontology annotation, biological process: vesicle-mediated transport.